UGCAGCACAUACGAAACGAACGAAGCCUGCAGCCCCGUCUGAUCGCUGACCGCCGGCCCCUCUCCGCUCCUGCCGCCGCCGCCAUGGGGAACUUCCGCAAGCUCGGCCGCCACGCCGCCCACCGCGUCUCCAUGCUCAGGACGAUGGUGUCGCAGCUGGUGAAGCACGAGCGGAUCGAGACCACAGUCGCCAAGGCGAAGGAGGUGCGGCGGAAGGCGGAUCAGAUGGUGCAGCUCGGCAAAGAUGGUACCCUAGAUGCAGCAAGACGUGCCUCGGCAUUUGUUCGGGGUGAUGACGUCGUUCACAAGUUAUUCACAGAGCUUGCAUACCGCUACAAGGAUCGAGCUGGUGGGUAUACAAGACUACUGCGAACCAGGAUACGAAUUGGCGAUGCUGCACCAAUGGCUUACAUUGAGUUUGUCGACCGGGAGAAUGAACUUCGAGAGGCCAAACCUGCGACUCCAUCGCCUCCCCAGCGUGUCCCUCUUGAUCCGUGGACCAAGUCCCGUGCUAGCCAACAGUGGGCAGGGCCUAAAGUCAGCCAGAACUCCAAAACAGAAGGGCUAUGAGAACCAAAAGUACCAUUUAUCUUUAUUUUGUGUUUGUGAGAUAUUUUUUUUCUCUUUAGACGCGCUAAUUAGGAGACCCAUUCUGUAACAGACUAAAAACUUAUGUUUCCGCAUGAUAUUUAUACUAUUUGUCAAGGAUCAUUGUGACUAGAAA
This is a messenger RNA of Hordeum vulgare subsp. vulgare (domesticated barley), 723 nucleotides long. RefSeq names its product 50S ribosomal protein L17-like. Gene Ontology annotation, biological process: translation. The record is from RefSeq and is a predicted model, not a curated record. Bases 84 to 569 code for a protein of 161 amino acids. Gene Ontology annotation, cellular component: ribosome; large ribosomal subunit. The transcript is spliced from 6 exons. Lineage: Eukaryota; Viridiplantae; Streptophyta; Magnoliopsida; Poales; Poaceae. Gene Ontology annotation, molecular function: structural constituent of ribosome.